AUUAUCCUCUUGUGUAACUUUUUAAAACAGACUCACAGUAAUCGGUACCAGUUGGUCGAUUCGUUGAUUUAUUGACUUCUAAAUGCAAUCUGAAGAAAGAUGCGGAUUUUUUAUGAAGGAAAAAAAGCGACAUUGUCGUCAACUUCGUGUCAAGGGUUCAGAUUAUUGUUUUAAUCAUAUCAGCGAAACAUCUUUAGAUAAAGUGGCUUGUCCAUUGGAUCCAACACAUUUCGUCAGUCGUUUGAAUCUUGAACAACACUUGAAAAAGUGUAACGUGAAGCGUAAAGUUAAGGCUGUAUAUGAUGUAACUGGAAUCAAUUCAGCUAGCUUAGGUACUAAUAAACUUGUUCCAAAGAUCUCGCUAGCUAGUGCCUCUGCAGUUACGGUGUUACGUUUGAUAGCACGUUUAGAAGAAUUAAAUACAGAGUUGAACCUUAUUGAUCAAAUAGAAAAUCUGUCAACCGGUGAUAUUCAUCCUCUUAUUUCAUUCACCAUAAAUAAUCAUCGUCAUUGGUGUACAAAUGGAUUCCCUGGAUUGAAUGAAAUCCCAGUUCUUCUACAGUCAUCAUUGAAUAUUAAUGAAGAUAAAGUUGGUCAAGAUACAAAUAUUUCAGAUGAUAACUUCUCAGUAAAUACAGAACAUGUGGUCCGUGGAUCAAUGCGUCAUAUUUAUCAGAAUGGGCGUUUGAUUCGAGUUUUAGAAAAACAAAAUCUUCUUACUACUGGUAGUUUAUAUCUUGAAUUUGGUGCUGGUCGUGCUGGAUUAUCUCAUUGGAUUAACAAUUGUUUAGCAUCUUCUGAAUUGGGCUCUCGUUGCUAUGAUCGGUUUCCAGGUAUAUGGCCAGUAAAAGCACCUGAAACGAAUUUUGCAGUUAUAGAACUCAAUUCCGUUCGUGAUAAGAUGGAUAAACGUCAACGUGAUGAAGGAAAUUUUACACGUAUUAGAAUAGACAUAGCAAAUUUGGAUCUUACUCGUGUUCCAUUGAUACAAGAGAAUAAAAGACCAUUAAUUGCUGUUGCUAAACAUUUAUGCGGUGAUGCGACAGAAAUACAAUUUAUUAUCGAUGUAUGA
Molecule: messenger RNA, 1072 nt
Organism: Schistosoma turkestanicum
Lineage: Eukaryota; Metazoa; Platyhelminthes; Trematoda; Strigeidida; Schistosomatidae
Source: the annotation of a GenBank genome assembly